AUGAAGGUGUUGGGAAACAAUAACCUAGUUCGAAUUCGUGUUGCAACACAUAAAAGACACUCUACAACACACCUUCCAACAGCUAUUCCACUUUAUCACAAAAAUUUAUUUGAAUUUUUUACACGUAGUACCACAAAUAAAAAUGGAGUUUAUUACAUCGGUCGUGAACUCACAAAUUAUGAUAAUCUGAGGAAUUAUCUCAGAAGGUAUUCUCUAAUCCCAUGGGAAGAAAAGGUUGCAUUAUUAUGGCAAACUAUUGGUGGAAGAAAGUAUCUUAUCGAUAACAGUGUUCCUAUUGAAUUGGACCCGGAAAAUAUGUUAAUACAUGAUUCGGUUCUAAAAAUUACAAAUAUUGAAGAUAAUGUUCAUGAUGAUUUUCAGCUUAUUCGAUAUAUUUCUCCCGAAACUUUUUCUGAUGAAAAAUCAAAAUCGGAUACCCACAGUUUUGGUAUAUUAUUAUGGGAAAUAUUUAGCAGUAUCAAAUCUUUUCAAGAGGAUUAUGAUAUUUUAUAUACAAUUAAGAAAUCUAAGAGUGCUCGAAAAUCGUCUCUUAAAAAUAUUGAUCUUUAUAAACUAUGUUUGCUUGAUGAUUUUGAUAAAAGAUCUAGUUGGAGUAGAAUUGUUAAAGAACUUGAAAAUAUUUCUUUUGGUCAAGAAUACAUUGAAAAUGCUGGAUACGAAAAUAAAGAUACUCGUUUAGAUAAAAAUUUCUUGAUUUUGUCAGAUUUCGAUUCAUUAGAAAAUAUGAAAAGACAAAUUAUUGAAUCGUUUAAAUUGAAUAAAGGUUGUAAUCACGAUGGUUUUAACUUUAAUAAUGCAAAGAAAGACAUUUUCGAAUACAUUGAAUUAACAUCAGAUAAAGUGAAGUUUAUACCAACUGUUUAUUUUGCAAAAAUAAAAUGUAGAACCUUGGGAUUUUUAAAUAGCCUCAAUUUAUCACCAUGUCUUGAUAGUGGUAAUUUGUCUGCUGAUUCAAAUAUUAUAAAAAUCCUCUUCCCGGUUAGAACAAUAGAACAUUGUGGAAAUUUAAAAGAUUAUUUUGUCCGGGAAAUUAAAACUGCGCUUAAGAUUUCGAAUAUACGUGAAAAAAGGAAUAGAUUAAAAGAAAUAUUUAAUGAAUAUGGUAAAUUCGUAAUUACAAAGUUCACAAUAGGUGGAGCAAUCACAAUCGAUUGUUCAAAAGUUAGUGCUAAAAGUGUAGAACGUUUACAAACAUACCUUUACUGGGGUAUAAAUUGUGCAAAAGGUGAAUCUCAGCCUAUUCUUGAACUCACGUCACUCGAUAAUUUUCUAGCAUUUGAAACUUUUCCAUCGAGUCAUAUGGAAAUUGUUAAAGAUUUAAAUUCUUGGGUAAAGGAUGUGUAUGAUUGUAAAAACGUUGCAAUUAUAUCAUAUGAAGGUUAUAAACCAUCUUAUGAUUUAUUAGAUAAUGAAUUAAAACACGAGAUAUUUGAAUGCUUUUCCUUUAAACCUACCAAUCAAAACCUUCCAAAGCUAAUUCCACAACUUCCCACUGAAUAUAAGCAAAAGAUUUUUUCAGAGUGGAUAUCAAAAUCUUCAUUAUUAUUUCAUGAACAUGAUUUUAUAGAAAAAUUUUCAUUACAAUAUGAAGUUUUAUUGAGGGAUUCAAAACUAGGAUAUGGAAAAAAAAUGACUAAAAUUUUGAAAGAGCCUAAAAUUACCUUAGAGAAUAGUACAACAAUUUCAUUCAUUAAUCCUCAAAAUCGACAAUUCACUUAUUCAUUACCAGUUAUAGAUAAAUUUAAGUCUGAUGAGACUUCUUAUUGCAUUACACCAUUAAAUUAUUCAGCAAAAAUUUCUUUAGAUUUAUCAGCUAUCAUACCUACCGAUGAUUCUUUUAUAUAUUAUGGAAAUUAUUAUAGUCAGAUAUUGCCAAAGACCUUUUGUAUCGGUAGUACUUUAACAACAACAUAUGAAACUUGUGAUAUUCCUGAUAUGCCUAACAAAUUUUCACAAGAAAUGUUACCAGAAAGAAUUGAAUCAUUUUUAAAGGAGUUAAGGGAAAAUUAUAAUACUAAUACUACAUCAUUUCUUUGUAAUGAUGGAAGAAUUAUUAAUCAAAAUCAAAUUAGAGAUUGGUUAGAAAAUAUGCAAUCCAAUCUUGAAAAUUUGGAAAUUAUUUCUUUUGAAGAUUGGAAUCCAUCUUAUCGAAUGUUAAGUCAAUUACGGGAGGAUAUAGGGUCAAUUUCAGAUAAUGAAUAUCAGAUUGUUUUUAAUGAAGAAAACUUAAUAAGUCGAGAUAAUCAAAAUAAUAUGAUCAUUAAAUAUCCUCGUCUACUUAAAAAUGAUAAUUAUCAUAUUUAUGGAUAUAUUUUAGAAAAAUCGGAUAAUUUGGAAGAAUCUUGGGAAAAAACUCCUGCAGCUAUUACAUUUGAUCAAACUAGCAAAUACGAAUGCAAUGUGAUUAUUCAUAAAAAUAAUAACUUAAAGUAA
Molecule: messenger RNA, 2454 nt
Organism: Dentiscutata erythropus
Lineage: Eukaryota; Fungi; Glomeromycota; Glomeromycetes; Diversisporales; Gigasporaceae
Source: the annotation of a GenBank genome assembly